GGCGGAUGCAGAAGAGGGUAGUGAGGCUGUGCGUGAGUCACAUGGGAAACAGUCAGGGUGCCGUCACAUGGUUUGUGUUUGCAAGCCGAGGCUAACAAAGAAAAAGACAAAGUUUGCGUGCUGUGCUGUUCUUGAUUUAAAAGUGCCAGACAGCUUUGAGCCCCGCUUGCUUCCUGUUAUGGAAAUUCCUGCCAUCAAUCUAAAGGCCAUCGUUCUGGUGCACUGGCUGCUUACAGUCUGGGGCUGCAUGGCGUGGCUGCCCACCUCGUUCGCCUGGGGCAACUUUAGCGUCCUGGCUGUGGGGGUGUGGGCCGUCGCUCACAGGGACUCCAUUGACGCCGUGCUGAUGUUUCUGAUCGGGAUGGCCGUGACCAUCUUGACGGACAUCAUCCACUUUGGCAUCUACUACUCGCUGAGCGAAAUGGCGUCGGAAAAGGGGCGAGACGUGUUCCGCUUCAGCGCCGGCAUGGCCAUCCUCAGCCUGCUGCUCAAGCCCGCUUCCUGCUUCUUCGUCUACCAGAUGUACCGCGAGCGAGGGGGGGAUUACAACGUCAACUUUGACUUAGAGACCUCAGUGGACAGCCGCUGCACAACGGACAGUGCGGACAGUGCAUUUAUUGGCCGCCGCUAUUGACCGCCCCACCUUGACCCCGCCCCCGCCCCCCCCUCCUCCCUCGCCCAAACCCUUUCUCUCUCUGCCAAUCAUCUGCCUUCCAUUCCCCUCUGCACAGGAAGUGAGCUCAUGAACAGGGAAGGACAAAGAGAGCACUUUUUUUUCUCUCUUUGUCAUUUUUUUCUAUUUAUAAGUGUGUGUGUGUAUGUGUGUGUGUGUGUGCGUGUGUAUCCCUUCACACCUUGUUCUCUCAUGUAUUAUUCAAGAUUAUUCACGUUUUUUUGUUUUUCUUUCAAGAUACAAGCUGUCAUUGGCUUUGCAGUUUGUGGAAUUCCAAAAAGGAGGCCACAAGCUUUUUUAAUCCAGUUCACAGUUGAAGGGUGCUGUCAAACUUAACGUCAAACAAAAGUUAAUCACACCAUGUGGAUUUAAUAUAAAUAAAUUGCUUUCUAUUAAAAAAAAAAAAAAGGUCUGUUGAGCCUCAUGCUAUCGAGUAGUGCAAAACGCCAUCAACGGGCUAAUGAAUGGCAGUGGCGUUGCAGCGUUAUAACUCUCGAAGCAAUAUUCGAACGCAAGUGGUGGAGACACACGUAGGCAGAAUAUAUUUAUAUGUGUGAGAGAGAUGUUUGAUUCAUAAUUGUCUAUUUUAUAUUUAUUGUGAUGCCGUUUGCAUAUUCAUUCAUUCAUUCAUCUUCCGAGCCGCUUGAUCCUCACUAGGGUCGCGGGGGGUGCCGGAGCCUAUCCCAGCUGUCUUCGGGCAGUAGGCGGGGGACACCCUGAAUCGGUUGCCAGCCAAUCGCAGGGCACACAGAAACGAACAACCAUUCGCACUCACACUCACACCUAGGGAC
Messenger RNA from Hippocampus zosterae (dwarf seahorse), 1464 nucleotides. It is a transcript of the gene agtrap, whose product is annotated as angiotensin II receptor-associated protein. Gene Ontology annotation, biological process: regulation of blood pressure; angiotensin-activated signaling pathway. The record is from RefSeq and is a predicted model, not a curated record. Gene Ontology annotation, cellular component: plasma membrane. The transcript has 5 exons. NCBI's taxonomy places the organism in Eukaryota, Metazoa, Chordata, Actinopteri, Syngnathiformes, Syngnathidae. The coding region runs from base 68 to 634 and encodes 188 amino acids.